AAAUGGCCGACAAAGCAAGUGGUAGUAGUACAGGAAAAGGCAAUGAUAAGGCCAAUAAACAUAAGCAAUUAAGCUUGCAAGAGGUUCUGGAUGCAGUACUCGACUCUUCAGAUGAAACUAAUGAUGAUGACUGCCUUGGAGAGAGUUCUCUUGAUGAGAGUAGUGAUGAUGAGGAUGAUGUUCCCAUUCAAUUUAUCCCACAUGAUCCCUCAGAGAUAGCUGGCUUCUGUUGGAUCCUGAGCUUUGUCGCAUGAACGAAAAAGAUAACGACGAUGUUGAUGAUGAUGAUACUGACGGAAAUGAUCAGGUGCAAGAUAAUGUGAGCGAUUUGGUGGACAAUGAGAAUGGAAAUUAUGUAAUGAGUGAUAAUGAAUCAACUGUAUGUUCUGGAGAGAGUGACUCUGAGGAAAGUGUUGCUGAUCAAAAUAGAAAUGUUGCAUCAAGGGCUCGUGUGGACGUGGUGGACGAAGUGGACCAGGUCGUCACGGACGUGGAAGACAGCGAGGUAGAGGGCGUGGACGACAGCGAGGUAGAGGACAUGGCCGUGGACGUGUGGGUGGACAGGGAAACAGAAGAGGCGGCGCAAGAAAAAAAGCUAAUGGAAAAGAAAAGCCUGAUGGUAAUCCAGAUUGGAAAAAUAUUGAGGAAGGUCAUCAGUAUGUGAAUCCUAAUGCGGACAUUGAAUUUCUUGAAUUUACGGGGCCAAGUCGAGAGGCAACACUACCGGAAACUCCACUGCAAUUUUUUCAAUUAUUUUUCACAGAUAACAUUUUUGAACAGCUUUCCAAUCAGACAAAUUUAUAUUAUGAUUAUUUGAAAGCAAAUUCAAACAAACCUUUGCCACCCUUUGAACAAACAACAGUCACAGAGAUUAUGGCGUUUUUUGGUAUGGUCGUCGCAAUGGGACUAGCGAGACUUCCAUGUUAUGAUGAUUACUGGGCAAGGGGAAUUAUGCGCAUGCCAUGGUUUGCAUCAAUAAUGUUUCGAAAAAGGUUCAGAGAUAUCUUGAGGUAUUUCCAUCUUGUAGAUAAUAGAAAAAAUGUUGAGAAAGGACACCCUAAUUACUCAAAACUGUUCAAACUUGGUGGGUUGGAGGAAAAAUUAAGUAAAACGUUUUCAGACAUGUAUCAUCCUGGGCAAAAUCUUAGCAUAGACGAACAAAUGAUUGGUAUGAAAAGCCGAGUGGGCUUUAUUCAAUACAUGCCCAAAAAACCAAAGAAAUUUGGUGUCAAGGUUUGGGCAUGUUGCGAAGCGGAAUCCUCGUUCUGUCUGAAGUUUCAGAUUUACACCGGAGCGUCAGACACUGGAGCUGAGCAUGGUUUGUCACACCGAGUUGUAUUUGAUCUUAUGGAAAACUACCUCGAUCGGAAUUAUCAUUUGUUCAUUGAUAAUUUUUACACAAGCUUAAACCUGAUCAAAAGCCUCAAGGAUAGGCAAACAUAUGCCUGCGGAACUAUCAGAACGAACCGAGGUGAAUUCCCGAAACGAUUCAAGGAAGGAAAACUUGAUAUCGGCAAAUCAAUGUAUAUUUAGAUUGAUACUAUUGUUGCAGUUCACUGGAAAGAUAAGAGGGAUGUUUUUGUUAUGUCCUCUAUUCAUGGGAAUCAAGAAGUCACCAUUCAACGACAUAAAGGAAAUGUUGAAAAGCCUUCCAUGAUUCAGUCGUACAAUCAAAGCUUCGGAGGCGUUGAUAAAUAUGAUCAACAUAUAUCAUACUACGGCCUGAACCGAAAAUCCUGGAAGUGGUGGAAAAAAGUCUUUUUUAGACUCUUGGAUAUGUCUAUCAUUAACAGCAUGUUGCUUUUUUUCAAGAAGUAUCCUGAAUUUGAGAAGAAAAAGAAUCCACACAAAAAAUUCAGAUAAAUGCUUAUUCAUCAACUUGUACAGCCUUACCUUGAUGAGAAGGCCGAGAACUUCGUUCAAAGAGCAGGCCGCCCAAGUUUAGAGCCAGCUUAAAGAGAAAAAUUUGAUGUUCUGGAUGCUACCAGAUUGACAGGGAAGCACUACCCUUCCAAAAGAAAUCCAAGAAGAAAGUGUUGUAUGUGUGCGUAUAAAAUCGAUCCGGAGACUGGAAAGCGCAGUAACAAACGCACGGUGAAUUAUUGCGAGAAGUGUGGAAAAUAUGUGUGUGAGAACUGUUUCAAAGACUUUCACAGCAAAAGUAGUAUUUGAAACCUUAUCAAUUGCCCCAUAGUAGUUUUUGAUUUCAUUUUUAUUGUUGAUAAUUGAUGCUUCACACCAGGUUAUACAUAUAUUAUAAAAAUUUUCUUAGAAAUUUCAUAUUUUUCGAUGUUUACAUUUUUUCAAUUAUUUCAAUAAGUACAUGAGGAAUUUCAAAAAAAAAAUUUUUGUUCAAUUACUAAGAUGUUCUGCUACAAGUAUUAUGAGAUUUAGGUCUUUAGACAAGUGCAAUAAGUUUUGAAAGCACUUCAAACUUGAAAUUUUUGAAAAAUUUUGUCCUUUUGAGAAUUUUUGGUUGCUAUGCAACCACAUCUCAGUUGCUUUGGUGACAUAUUUUGAAUUUUAGUUUUAUAUGUUUGCAAUCUGUGGUCUAUAAGCUUUCAGAAAAUAUAUAGUUUAUGGGGGUCUACUCCUACGUAGGAAAUGUUAUUGCAAAUUUUAACGGUGUAUGUGUGAUUGACCUAAAAAAACCCAAAAAAAAUCCAGCGGGUAAAGGGUUAACAAGCUGCAUAUGCUGUAAAAAGUGCAGGUUUUAUCAAGCAAGUUUGGUGUUUUGAAAAAAAACUCAAGUAUUUGCCUGACAAAAACCUGUAUAGACCCGAAUAAUGCUCCAAAAAGCAAAGAAAAAGGGACACUAAUAAUGAUUCACAAAAUUAAAUAAUAAACUUAUAUAAUAUAAUGGUAGUGAAGUUCUUAAAAGAACUGUUUUCGAUAGUUUUCAAUAAAAUUUUCUUGAUAAAAAACUUAUAUAUUAAAUUUAUUAACUUCUUUAUCUUCAAGUGCCUUCUUUCAACUAUCGACUGCAUGAACACGGUUGCCGACUUGCCGGAAACGCUGCCUGUCGGUCGAGUUCUGGCAAUUUAAUAAAAACUUGAAAUUUCGCCUGGAGAAACCCGAGAUUAACCCGAAACAACAUUUUUUAAACAUUUAUUACCAUGUGUAAUUUAUUCUUUUAAUGUUGAGGAAUGGUAGUGGAAGACUGUUUUCCAUAUCAUUUAUUUUAUAAAUAGCUGUAAUAAAAUCCAACAAAUAAUAAACUGUAAGACGACGACAAAAUAGCACCUCCCUUCUUCUCGUAAGAAUUUAAAUGAGAACCAAGGAGCUUGCCCGCGUAGCAUUUCAGGUGGUUUCAGACAGACCCAGGCUUUUUAGGCCAGUUACAGACGAAAACCCCGAAAAAAACGCCUGCGGCGCCCUGACAUACACAGCGUUUUCGGCGAGUCGGCACCCUUGUCUGCAUGUUACAAGAAAUUGCACUUCAGGAAUGCUCCGGGCGAGUUCGUGAAAGUGCAGGCGGUUUUGGGCCAAUUCAAUUCGAAAAUUUCUCAAAUUCGCCUCCACAUAUGCGGGCGUUUGCGGCUUAUCGGCAACCUUUUCUAAACUCAGCAAAAUUUUUCUUAGGAUCUAGAGUGAGGCUCAAAAUCUUAAAUUUUUCCCUUAGCACUAACUAUGGCAGCACCUCACAGAAACCCUAAACUAAGUUCACCCAAUC
Molecule: messenger RNA, 3673 nt
Organism: Hydractinia symbiolongicarpus
Lineage: Eukaryota; Metazoa; Cnidaria; Hydrozoa; Anthoathecata; Hydractiniidae
Product: piggyBac transposable element-derived protein 4-like
Exons: 2
Coding region: 874-1533 (219 amino acids)
Source: RefSeq, a predicted model, not a curated record